Messenger RNA from Coniosporium apollinis CBS 100218, 3711 nucleotides. RefSeq lists its product as uncharacterized. The coding region runs from base 1 to 3711 and encodes 1236 amino acids. The transcript is spliced from 5 exons. Gene Ontology annotation, molecular function: structural constituent of nuclear pore. NCBI's taxonomy places the organism in Eukaryota, Fungi, Ascomycota, Dothideomycetes. Gene Ontology annotation, cellular component: nuclear pore. The record is from RefSeq and is a predicted model, not a curated record.
AUGGCAGCCCCACCUGUCCCAGCUCUCUACGCCGAGACGCAAUUGAGUCUUGAGCCCGCAUUCAACGGAUCGACCAUCGCAAUAUCACUCCCAGCUCAUGGCAUCUCUGCAUUCGGAUCGCGGCAUCAGUCCAAACGAACCAUCGCAACCGACCUGUAUGUCGACCAAGACGAGAACGACUUUGCAAAGAGACACCUCGCCAGUGAUGCCUCCAUCUUCUUCCGCCGCGCAAGCAAGUACCCGCGGUGCUUUCUUUGGAGGAUUCUCGACGACAGGAAGGUGUUGGAGAUUCAGUCUGUGGACCUAAGCCAGGAAGGACAUACGAAGGGCGAAGCUAUCUUGGCCUUAUCGCUCAGCUUUCCGAAUCCGAUCAGGCCGUUCGGUGUAGCAUUCGCAGACUCGGACGAGCGAGAUGCGCUGGAAGCGUUCGUCAUCACAACAGCGGGCGAGCUCUACACCUUGAACCUCAAAAUCGACUUCUUCAUCCGGCCAGCGGCUACGGAGGUUGACGUCAGCGACUGGUGCAAGACGUGCUAUCCCCCUACCUUCGGCGCACAUAUCCCAUACCGACUCGUAGCUCGCAAUGCGCACGAGCUACUGAUAUCUACUCGGAAUGGGAACUUGCUGCGUCUGACCAGACAGCCAGGUGAUGACGCGUGGAGCGAAAUCUACUUUAGCCAUAGCGGCUGGAGCAGCCUGCGCGGCAUGGUGUCGUGGAAGAGUCACAACACCACUCGCUGGAACAACGCUGAUAUCGAACCUACUGCCGCUGUAUCGAUCGCGUUAUCCCCGGACGAAGCGCACAUAUGGACCGUGUCACUCGACCACACUCUAAGGGCUCGCAGUGUAAAGACUGGCAAGAUCGGAGUACAAAUGGACCUCCUUGGCGACAACAAUCGGGAACCUCAAAAGGCAUCUCAAUACUACAUCGGCGCAGCACAGCCUCAGGUUAUGCAGAUUGUUCAGGCGAAGGGAGUUUAUACUACAAACCCAUACUACGUCGUCACCUACUCUCCCAAGCAACACCAGUUCAAGUUCUGGGCCGUUGCGGAUGCAGACAGUCCGGCCAAUGGCAUAAGGGAUGCCAAACCCGAGAUGAGUUUUGUGCCGCCGGUGGAUGAGAUGAUGAACACGACGGUCUGGAACCUGGAAGAAUUCCACGUUAAGGCUGCGCCAUCCUGGGCCAGCACGCAGCUGUGGAUAAGAGCAAGGUCCGGCCCGAACAGCAGGGUGUACAUCAUCAAAUUCAACCUUCUGGAUUUGCAGUCGGACCUGGAGCACGUAUGGAAGCACGAGUGGAUCUGCGUGUCCCCCGGUCCACUUACUGUCGAGGCGUUGAGGAUCAACCCGGAUUAUCCAGGCGACUCCAGCGUGCCGGAUCCUUCGUUGCACAGCCUUUCGAUUACGGAGCGUUGGUUGGACUUCCUGUUUGUACCUGGCCGAUUCACCACGCCGACCCUCGAAACGGCUCUCCUGGUCUACCGUCGAGGAUUUGCGCCGAAGCGCUCCCCAGCAAAGAGCCUCGCAGCAAAGCCAUCGAACAAUCAGCCUCUUAAAGAACGGCUCUGCACUGCCAUCGCAUCGAACGUUGCACUGGAAAGGACGCAUGCGGGUGAGAUUGACUACGAUCGCUACGAGGUCGACAUUGGAUCUCAAUGGCAAGUCUUUUACGGAUUGGUGCGGGACUUGCACAAGCGAAGGAGCGAGUCGUUGCGCCUUGUGUACGAUUCCGUGGAGGACUUGCCGUGGCUGCUGCUUACGGAUUACGUCUGUCCGAUCCGGGAGCUCUCAGAAGUCGAGGUCAUGCGAGCCAACGCAGAGACACUACCUGAUCAUAUAGCUACCAACGAUCCACUAUACCGUGCGUUAGACGGCGAGGGAUCUAUCGAUGUCGCGAGGCUUCUGAGUGCUGCCCGAGUAUUCCGCCAAAGUCUCACGUCAAGUUUCCACCAACCUCUGCAGCUAGCUGUCGCGGCUGAGAUCCUGCAAGAGCCGUCAACUUCGGUCACUGAUCGAAUCAAGUCAUUCUAUGCGCGCUGCGAUCUUGAGUCCCAGGUCACUGAUGAGGACGUCGAUAGGCUUCAUGAUGCCAUGGACGAACUCGGCGGGUUCAGCGAACUUACAACGAGUAACUUUCUCGCAGCUCUGGAGCGGCUUGACGAGAAGCCUCGAGGGCACCACGAGCGGAACGAGGUAACCAAGUUUGGCGUAAGAGCGCUUCUAAGAGGCGCCCAGGACACGGUUGCGUAUGGGACUGAAAUCCUACUAGACCUCCUUGUUCUUGUGGUCUUCUGCGCUUUCGAGUUCAAGCCCGAAGAGAUGUCGCCGCACUUCGAUGCGGCUGACAUCUACGUUGAACUUAUUCCCAAGCUGAAGGAGCAUGCUGUCUUGACCUGGCUCACGACUAAAUCACGACACGAAUCAUCAGGUCGAAGGCGUCGGAGGACCAGUGUCGGGAGCCUGAGCCAGUCCCAAGGGCAAAGCGAUCCGGCUGCCCAGACCAUGACGAUCAUGGAGAGCCUCUUCGUGGGCGACUGGUCUGGCAUGCUGUUCCCAGAAGGCUCGCAGUGCAUGCGUCUCAGGUAUUGGAUCCGAGCGUGGACUUUCGGGUCACAGCUGGGGCAACAGUACGACUUCAUCACCGCUAACAUUAUGGGGGAUCUACUGAAGCGCGACAACACUGAAUUGGCUUCCGAUUUCCUUCGCUUCUUGCCGGGUACGCCGUGGGCUACUUAUUUAAGAGCCCGACUCCAUCUUAGGCUGGAAGAAUAUACUAUGGCUGCUGUAUAUUUCAAGAGGGCUACAGUGGGCCUUGGUAAGUCAUCACCUCUGAGCCAUUUUGACGUGAGGCGAAAUGACUCUUCCGGCUUGCUCAGCCUUGAUGAGCAAGAUUACUUCUCGGAAGGCAUACCGAAGUACUAUCAGCAUGUCCUCAGUUUAUUCGAGAAAGUUAAGGCCCACUCAUACGUGGCCGAAUUUGCCGAGAUGGGCGUGCAAGUUCUCAGUCUCGGUCGGGAAGACACACUCGAUCUAAAAACCGAACUCCUAUCCCGCCUUUUCAACGCCCUGAUCCAAACAUCCCAUUUCGAGGAGGCUUACGCCACCCUGACACGCCACACCAACCCAAUACUCCGCAAAGCCAACCUCACAACCCUCAUCACAGCCCUAACAACGCACUCUCAAUCCCCCCUCCUCCUCACCCUCCCCUUCGCCACCCUCUCCAAAGACGUUGACGCGAUCCUCACCUCCCUGUCCCAAAAGCCCCAGUCCAUCCUCAAGGGGCCGCCCUACCACAACCUCCUCGCCGCCUUCAGACUCCAGCGCCACGAUUUCCGCGGCGCCGCCCUCGUCCUUCACGAGCGGCUCGAGCGGCUCCGCUGGGGCGCUACCAGCAGCGUCUUCGACCCUGGCGACGAGCGGCUCCAGAAGAACCUACUUGCGUUGAUGAACGUGCUAAGUUGCGUGGAGAAAGAGAACGCGUGGAUACUGGCGGAGCAAACGGAGGAGGAGAGGGAGGCGCGGGUUGAGGAGGCGAGGAGGAAGGGUAAGGGGGCUGGGGGUGCGCAGAAGAAGGUGGAGCUGGGGCCGAGGAGGAAGGUGGUUAGUCUUGAGGAUGUGCGGAGGGAAUACCAGGAGGAGCUGGAUCGGGUGGCGAUGGUUGGGGCGGGGAGGUUUGCGUUUGGGGAGGCGGAUGAGAUGGAUGUGUUUUAG